AUGCUCGCGCGGACGGCAGCUGUUCUAGAUACGAUCGACGGCUUUGGCAUUACGCUGGCGCGCGCGGUCUGUCGCGCCCUCACCCUGUCUCUUUUCUUCGGGUUCUCCCCAUCUCCCGAAUCAGUCACAGAUGCGGCAGAGCCUGAGUUUCCCGACCUCGACUGGCUGCCCCUUGACCCUGACCUACUGUUACCCAUCGUCGGCGCUGUAGAACCCGACUUCCUGCUUCCUCAGCCUAGCUUUGCUCGAAGAACGGGCGCGGUGCUGGGCGGAGGGGCAGGAGACUUGGUCUGGAAGGUGGUAUAUGACGAUACUACCCUGGUUGUCAAGGGCGGGCCGGGCAUCACCAAAGCGGAAGCGGAGAUGACGAUAUUUGUGCGGACGCGAACGUCGAUCCCCGUUCCGCAGGUCUAUGGCGUCGUGCACGAGGGCGACUCAACCUACAUCUACUUCGAGUUUGUCGCCGGCGUAUCCUUGACUUUGGCAGUACAACGCUUGAGCGAGCCUGCCGUCUUCUCCGUCUACAAGCAGCUUAGGCAGAUGCUGGACGAGUUACAUGCCAUCGUCGCGCCUCCCGGCACCGUCAUCGGCAGUCUCGACGGGAGCAAUACCUUCGCCUUCACCAUUCGUCAGGGAAACGACUCUCCCCGCGCCUUCGGCGACCUUACCUCGUCCGCCACACUCGCCGACUACUUCAAGGAGACAUAUCUCGCAUUGCCGGACACGACUCAUGAGGCUUGGGCUGCCAUCGAAGCUCAUCUGGGCCGCUCUUCGCCUCUCGUACUCGUCCACGGCGAUCUCUGGCCCUCGAACAUCCUCGUCUCCGUCGACGACCUCGACAACCCCUUUGUUGCUGCCAUCAUCGAUUGGGAGAACGGCGGUUUCUAUUCCGAAUGGGUCGAGUUUCCUCCAGUCGCGCGACGGUCGCUUGGAGGGAGAUGCGACGCUACCGACCGACUGUUGCAGGUCGUCGCGGGAAAGGAAAACGUCGAGUCGUUCAACAAGGAGGACUACCGCUGGGCAACGGACGUAUACGGAGAAUUCUGA
Messenger RNA from Rhodotorula toruloides NP11, 1047 nucleotides. RefSeq names its product serine/threonine protein kinase. Gene Ontology annotation, molecular function: protein kinase activity; ATP binding. The record is from RefSeq and is a predicted model, not a curated record. NCBI's taxonomy places the organism in Eukaryota, Fungi, Basidiomycota, Microbotryomycetes, Sporidiobolales, Sporidiobolaceae. Bases 1 to 1047 code for a protein of 348 amino acids. The transcript has 2 exons. Gene Ontology annotation, biological process: protein phosphorylation.